AUGAAGUUCACUUCAAGCUAUCUUGCCGCCCUGGCACUUGUUCCCCUGGCCAUGGCUGCUCCGCAGCCCGAGCACCGCGAUGUCCUCACCGACUUGUUCAAGGUCGACGGCGAGCACUGGCUCCAAGCCGUCAAGGAGGAGGCUGCUCGUCAGGAGGCCUCUGCUCCUAAGGGCCUCCAGGCGCGUAAUGAUGGAAAGUUCAAGGUCCACGCCAUGUACACCGAUAAUAUGAUCAACCUUGGUGACGUGGACUACUUCCAUGCCCUCUGGCAGCGUAUGUACGACGUUAGUAACGAUAGAGGCGGUCUCUCUGACACCACUACCGGCGCUUGGCAUAAAUUCUGCCAGAAACCUAACGAGGGUCCUAAUAUUGAGGACCGCUUUAUCCUCGACGGCCAGUGGGGUGCUGUCUCUGGUGUCAGCGGCUGGCAGAUGCGCGACGCCCUAAUCCACUCUAUGUGGGAGACGGCCAGGACUAUCGGCACCACGGGCAGUAAUGCCUACACUGUCUACAGCGACUGCUACGGCUGGACGUGGCAGGAGUCCGUGCCGAAUAAUAAGAAUGCCGCCUGCGGUCCCUCUGCUAGAGUCCAAUGCCCCAAGAACGACGACUGCCCUGCACACGGUAUGGAAUGCGAACACUCUAAGCCUGGAGCCUGGUUACCCAGUAUUAUCCGUAUCAAUGUUUAUAACCCUGAUGGAUCUCUCCGUGCCGAUGCCUACCAGGCACGCAUUUCCUCCGAGGGUUUAGGUGGCAAGGGCUGCGACAAGCUUACCCAGGUUGCUGCCGCUGUUUCUGGAUUCCUUCCCGGUGCCGGUCAGUACUUUGCUGCUGGCAUCAGUGUCCAGUGCGUCUUCCGUUCCUAA
Molecule: messenger RNA, 867 nt
Organism: Fusarium subglutinans
Lineage: Eukaryota; Fungi; Ascomycota; Sordariomycetes; Hypocreales; Nectriaceae
Exons: 1
Coding region: 1-867 (288 amino acids)
Source: RefSeq, a predicted model, not a curated record